Messenger RNA from Penicilliopsis zonata CBS 506.65, 1662 nucleotides. RefSeq lists its product as hypothetical. The coding region runs from base 1 to 1662 and encodes 553 amino acids. The transcript is spliced from 4 exons. Gene Ontology annotation, biological process: transmembrane transport. Gene Ontology annotation, cellular component: fungal-type vacuole. The record is from RefSeq and is a predicted model, not a curated record. Gene Ontology annotation, molecular function: transmembrane transporter activity. Lineage: Eukaryota; Fungi; Ascomycota; Eurotiomycetes; Eurotiales; Aspergillaceae.
AUGACAGUCUCUGCAGCAGAGGCAGUGGAUCGAGUGCCAGGCACAGUCCGCCUGGUCGACUUCGGGCAUCAGUUACACAAUGUCAAGCACCAAACUGGCAAGUCCGACGUGGUUCUGAUCCCACAGCCCACUUCAAACCCGAAUGAUCCCCUCAAUUGGAGCAAAGCCCGGAAGGAGUACCACUUCUGGUUGCUCUGGAUCUGGGGCUUCAUCGCCGCCGUGUCAGUCAACUGGUCAGGGCCAGUGUGGACUCAAUUGGCAGACGAUCUCCACACAGACUACGUCCAUCUCAACAUCUCCUCCGCCCUUUGCUGGCUCUUCCUCGGCAUCGGCUGCGUGCUUUUGCAGCCCACAUCCAUGAAGAUCGGCCGGCGUCCGGUCUACAUUCUCGGCACGCUGUUCAACAUCGCGGGCUGCAUCUGCGGAGGACUCAUGCAUACCGUGAAACAGUACUUUGCCGUCAAUAUCCUCACAGGUUUUGGAGCUGCCCCCGUGGACUCCCUGGUCGAGAUCUCCACCACCGACCUGUUCUUCCUGCAUGAGCGCGGCACCAGACUCAGCCUGUAUAUCUUCGCCAUCUAUGCUGGCUCGUACCUGGGCCCCGUCGCCAGCGGGUAUAUCGCUGCCUCUCAGGACUGGCGUUGGUGUUUCUGGUACCUGGUCAUCUUCUUCGCCGUCCUUCUUCUUGUUCAGAUUCUGUCGCUAGAAGAGUCCAGCUUUCGCCGGCCUGCUCAACCCCUGCUGGGUGAAGAUGUGGCCGCAGCAAAAACCAUCAACUAUGACGAUGAGGAGGCUGCUGCUGCUGCUGCUGCUGCUGCCGCUACUGUUUAUGAGAAUGAAGAGGAGAGACAAGGGGAGACUGACUCUGAUUCCCCCCCUGUCAAAACGUUCACACAGCGUCUACGUCUCUGGGACGUAUCCCAGAACGACCCCCGAUCGUGGCUGUUGCUGGCCAUCCAGCCCUUCUCGCUGCUUGUCUUUCCCCCGAUCGUCUGGGCUGGCGUUGUCUAUGGCGUGCAAGUGAUGUGGCUGUCUUUGCUUGCUUCCACACAGUCGUUGAUCUUCAAUGCGGCGCCCUACAAUUUCUCCGUGGAAGUUGUCGGCGAUACCAACUUCGCUGCCUUUAUCGGUGGCUCCCUGGGCAUGCUCUGGGGCGGCAGCCUGAGCGACUGGUACACACAGCGCCUGGCGCGCAGGAACAACGGCAUCAUGGAGCCAGAGUUCCGUCUGUGGAUGAUGCUCCCCCUGGCCAUCAUCAACACUGCCGGCGUGCUCAUGUACGGCGUUGGGGCAGCUCAAGGCGCACACUGGAUCGUCCCAGCGGGGUUUGGAACCGCCUUCAUCGGGUUUGGAAUCGGGAGCGGCGGUGCUAUCGCCAUCACAUAUGCCGUCGACUGUUACCCAGAGGUGGCGUCUGAGUCUUUGGUUCUGAUGCUCUUUCUGAGAAACAUGGUUGGAACAGGGUUUACAUUUGCCAUUCAACCAUGGUUGGAUCUCGAUGGACUCCAGACCACAUCUAUCAUCAUGGCCGUGCUCUGUCUGGUCUUCAACCUUUCCUUCGUCAUCUUCACCUGGAAGGGGAAGUCGAUGCGCAGAUGGACCGCGAAGCGAUAUUGGUCCAUGGCCGAGAGGUCAAGAGCAGUUCAUGCAGCUGUGAUAUAA